CGUUCCCCCCUUAAUUGGGAGAUUUGUGACAAUUUCACUCUCUUUAAAGCUCACGGACUUCCUUCCUUCUAUUCCCUUGUCUCUUUCCUUUGGCUGUCGGAGCAACAACGCUUUCUUCUUCACCACCUGUUUACUCAUUUAUUCAUUUGCCUGAUUCACGCUCGCUCCCGCUGGUGCCUGACGGCAGGUUCGACGAUGGAUUACAUUCUUGGCGUCGCGGAUAACCUCUUCUUUGAUGCUAUCUAUGCUACCCUUUUGCCCGCCGGUUCGCUUGCAAGUUGGGCCGGUGCCAAUGAUACAUUGACGGAGGAGUAUAUGAAUCCUCCGAUAAUUGUUGACGACCCUAUCUCUCACUUCUUCGGAUUGAGGCCAUCUCAUCGAGCUUACGAAUCCCUGUUCCUGAGAGGGGAUUGGCAACGACAGGCCUUCUCGUUGUUUCUCAUCACUUGGAUCUUCGGUCUUGUUGUUUACCUUGUUUUUGCCUCACUGUCGUACUUUCUCAUCUUCGACAAGGAUACCUUCAAGCACCCCAAAUUUCUCAAAAACCAGAUUCGACAGGAGAUGGCCCAAACGAUACGCUCAUUGCCUAUCAUGGCUAUUUUUACGACCCCUUUCUUCUUGGCUGAGGUUCGUGGCUACUCGAAACUAUACGCAGAUGUUGAGCUCCAUGGAAAGUGGUAUUUGUGGUUCCAGUUCCCGCUGUUUUUGAUGUUUACCGAUUUCUGGAUUUACCUCAUCCACCGCGGACUUCACCACAAGAGUAUCUACAAGACCAUUCACAAGCCCCAUCACAAAUGGAUCAUGCCUACUCCAUUUGCCAGUCACGCGUUCCACCCAAUUGAUGGAUUUUCCCAGAGUAUCCCGUACCAUGUUUUCCCCUUUAUUUUCCCGCUUCACAAGUUCGCCUACAUCGGCCUUUUCAUCUUCAUUAACGUCUGGACUAUCAUGAUUCACGACGGAGAGUAUGUUGCAAACUCCCCUAUUGUUAACGGUGCCGCAUGCCACACCAUGCAUCACUUAUACUUCAACUACAACUAUGGCCAAUACACCACUCUCUGGGAUCGCCUCCUUGGCUCUUACCGCAAGCCCAACAUGGAACUUUUCUACAGGGAAACUAAGAUGGGCAAGGAUGAGUGGGAGAAGCAAGUCAAGGAGAUGGAAAAGGUUGUGAAAGAGGUUGAAGGAGAUGAUACCUUCAGAGAGUAUGCUGUCGAUGUUUCUCACAAGAAGACUAAAUGAUUGUGAUAUCAUUGUUUCGAGUCUGAUGUAUAUGUGGCGCCCCGUGGUUCUAUUUUUAUUUCUCUUUUUAGAUUAGAUGGUGGUGAAACCAGUGGGAAGUCAAAGUAUUAUAUCCUUGAUUUUCUAUGUUUUGUUUCGAUUUCUUUUGUUCAUUCGCCAUUAUUGGCGACUGGUAGGGGAAAUGACUAUAAGCAGAGUUUUCUUUUCCUUUUUCUUUUCUUUUCACUUUGUUUCUACUUCUGGGGAGGGGAUUUGGGCGCAUAUCAUACAUCUCUUGUAAUUGGCGUGUGGAUGAGUUUGGCUAGCACAUAAGUUAGUGAUUGAGGGUCUUUGGGCUCCUUUUGUCCGCUGUGCUGUGCUCUUUGAUUCUUCUGCUGUUGUGGGAUGUUAUCUUUUCCCGCUUUCUGUUUUAUACUUUAGGAGAUGGCGAAAUUGGCAAAUGUCCGAUGGAUGUUCAUAGCUUG
This is a messenger RNA of Tuber melanosporum (Perigord truffle), 1703 nucleotides long. RefSeq lists its product as uncharacterized. Gene Ontology annotation, biological process: lipid biosynthetic process. The record is from RefSeq and is a predicted model, not a curated record. The transcript is spliced from 3 exons. Lineage: Eukaryota; Fungi; Ascomycota; Pezizomycetes; Pezizales; Tuberaceae. Bases 196 to 1239 code for a protein of 347 amino acids. Gene Ontology annotation, molecular function: oxidoreductase activity; iron ion binding.